Molecule: messenger RNA, 2592 nt
Organism: Hyalella azteca
Lineage: Eukaryota; Metazoa; Arthropoda; Malacostraca; Amphipoda; Hyalellidae
Product: serine/threonine-protein kinase psk1
Exons: 9
Coding region: 108-1076 (322 amino acids)
Biological process (GO): protein phosphorylation
Molecular function (GO): ATP binding; protein kinase activity
Source: RefSeq, a predicted model, not a curated record
UUAUUUUUUCAAAAAUAAAUAAAUAUUUAGAGACAAGAAAAUACAUUUUUUCGCGAGGUUAUAAGACCUGCAAUAUUACGUUAUUACUUUGCAAAUAAUUAGGGAAAAUGUUAUCAGACUCAGAAGAUAUCUAUUGUGAAGACGGCACGCCUAUUCCCGAUUGUGAGGACUUCCAUCCCCGCCGUGACGACUACUGCGUCGAGGCACUCCUGCAGCACGGAAGACUUAGUCGUGUGGUGGUGAGCCGGCGUCGUGGUGAUGGUGAGCAGCUGUUCACCGUCAAAGUAGCGUCCAAAUUCUAUGGCAACAAACGCAUCGACUGCUCCAGAGAACUGGAAGCGUUGAAUUUGGUGCAGGGCUGCAACUUUCUAUUGAACCUGCGGGACUUUUUUGAGACCAACUUGUUCUACUACAUCGUUACAGACUACUACCCUGGUUUCUCCUUGCAACGCUUAGUAGAAAGCCACGCCCCUCUCUUACUACCUGAGCAUCUCGUCAAGUUCUACGCUGCAGAACUGCUGCUGGCGGUUGAUACCCUGCACAAGAAGGGCGGCAUCCAUCGGGACGUGAAGCCCAACAACGUGGUGCUGGACGAAGAGGGACACGUGGUCCUCCUCGACUACGGUAUGGUCGUCUUCCCCAAAAGGGAUGGCCACGAAAAGACCCUCAUCCGAGGGACAAGUCACUUCAUUCCCCCAGAGGUGUUCGACAGACAACCUUUUGACCAUACAGCGGACUGGUGGUCGUACGCCCUAACCUGUUAUUAUCUUGCCACCGGGAAACGCGCCUUUGCCCCGCACUCCACAGACAUCAGCGUCAUAAGUCGAGCCGUACGGACGCAGGAGCCUGAUUUACACGGCGCAUCCGGCGAUUUCCUGCAGCUACUGACGGCUCUCCUACACAAAGAUCCGCAUCAGCGUCUGGGAAGAUAUGGCGCUGAACAGAUUCAGGCUCACUCUUAUUUCGCGGACGUGGACUGGACCAAGAUGGCAGAAAAAGCUUGUACUCCGCCCCUGUCUCCGGCAGAGCACUACGGAGCUGAGUACGUCAGGCUGCCGCCCCUAGAGGACGACUGAGUGAACAAGAGUCUUAAGCACAAAAAUUAUGUCAAGAUGGUUUAUGACCAAUAUUAGGACCAAAAUGUUAGGGACAAAAUUUUGGAAAAACGAAGUAAAGGACAACAAUUUUAAGGACAGAAAAUUCAGUGACAAAAUACUUUAGGGACGAAAUUUUGCCGAUAAAACUUAGAGAUAAAAGUUGGGACAAAACUUAGAAAAAAAAAGCAGUAUGGACACAAAACUUCGAUGAUAGAAAUUAGGCUGCACUCGUUUGUUGAUAGAAGAGCUGCUUAACUUAUAUUGUCAGGUUAUUCCAUGUAAAUAUUAAAAUAUAUAAUAUAAAACUUUAGAGCGAUACAUCUUCAGAAUGUGUGUCGUAUAGUGUUUAUAGGGCAUUCCUUAUUGAUAAUAAAUAACGGCGAAGUCAAGGCUAAAUCAAACACCCAUCCAGAAGCUUAGAAAAAUCUCUCACGGUCAACAGAUUCAUAGCUAAUUCUUGCUAAUAUUGUUUAUGAUUUCGGACAUUAUUUCUCUGUGAUGCCUGGGUGCUGGAAAUUAUUUAAUGUAAUUUAUUUAACAUUACUUGAAUAGACUCAACCUCUAUCAAUGAUUUCUUUCGCUUGUGAUCAGUUCAUUGGCUCUAUUCUAAAAUAUUGUAUCACCUCGAGAUUUUAGAUUAUUCAAUCUUUUUAAUUUAGUUUUUUAUACAGUUGGAAUAUGCGGUUAAAACCAAUAAUAAUUCGCAUAGCUUUUCGCACUUAGAAUUGAUGCAUUUGAGGUUGGCCAUUAGAAUACAUAAGAAUAUUCUAUGACUUCCCUAACAUUUCAUAGCCAAAUAGCAAAAUUUUCUGAACUAUAUCGAGACCGACUGAGAGUUUUUGUGUUAAUGAUAAGGACUAAUCGUCCAAACGCUUAAUAAGUUAGUCAUUUCUGUGCAAGUCAAAGAAGUCCAUAUAGAGUCAUGAUGACGGCAUGCACUAAGAAAAAUGAAGGACUCAUUUUCUCCAAAUAGUGACACACUUUCUAUACUCAGCACUGAUGAUGCCACUCUGCAGGGCAAAAGUGAGUUACAAUGGCCCGAACAAAGGCAAGCAGUGCUUCGCUAAUAGGACAAAGUCGUUCUAUUUUUUUUAAGUGCAUGCAUGUUAAUCAACGAUUGCUCAUCUCGAUGAAUGUAAGACGCCAGUCUUUUCGCAUGUAAGUUGAGUAUUUGUAGACUUAAUAAUUGAUAGUUUGUAACGGUUAUAGACUUAUUGUCGUUGCCGGCGAUAGGAUUCUCUGUAAUAUCUUAGUUUUAAGAUAUAGAACAACGUUCCGAUCAACUAUGUUCAUAAAUCACAUGCUUCAUAGUUAGCAAUUUUUUUAAGACCUAUAUAUAGGGCAUCUUAAAUAGACUCUAUGGUUUUUUUAUAAUAAGGAAACCAGUGAAUAUUCCGAGGGAAGGGUCGUAUAUCUGUGAACAAUCACUCAUAAAAAUCGAUGUUACAUAUUGUCCAAAUAGUGACACUGAUACGCCAAUUUACAGCGCUAAACU